This is a messenger RNA of Caretta caretta (loggerhead turtle), 4035 nucleotides long. It is a transcript of the gene GALNT18, whose product is annotated as polypeptide N-acetylgalactosaminyltransferase 18. The record is from RefSeq and is a predicted model, not a curated record. Gene Ontology annotation, biological process: protein O-linked glycosylation. Gene Ontology annotation, molecular function: polypeptide N-acetylgalactosaminyltransferase activity. NCBI's taxonomy places the organism in Eukaryota, Metazoa, Chordata, Testudines, Cheloniidae. Gene Ontology annotation, cellular component: Golgi apparatus.
CUUUUUGCAAGAUCUGAUUCUGGAGCUGUGGCUGAUUGCAAUGGGAAGCAGCGUUGGGGAGAACAAAGUUUGCAACAUUUGGGCACUUGACUACUGGUCUCCUUCAUGCCCAUGGGAACGACCGAUUGCUAAACAGAGCAGCCAGCCGGGUAACUGACACUACUGAUGACUUGCUGCUGUUGCAAACUUUCAGCUAUUUUAAUGCAUUAAAAUCCAGGAUCCUAAAUAAGCAGCUCCCCCAACCCGCUCCCCCUUCUAGGUAGGCGAGAGAGAUUUUUAUUCUGUGGACUAGCAAACUUCCUGCAUGGAAAUUUACUGACUUGAGUGGUCUCCGUUUUGGGCUAAGGGGAAGGGAAGGAUUUUUUUUUUCAUCGCACUUUAAUUUUGUUUCUCUGGAUCACAGGAUUUUUGAAGCUAUAUGGAGGGAUCUCAGGAUGGUUUGCAACAGGAAAACCAAAACUUUAGUGUCCACUUGUGUGAUCUUGAGUGGAAUGACUAACAUCAUCUGCCUGCUCUACGUGGGCUGGGUCACCAACUACAUUGCCAGUGUCUAUGUGAAAGUGCAAGAGCCGAUCUCAGAGAAAAAGUUAGAGGAAGACAAAGGGGACACUUUAAGGAUUAUAGAAAGGCUGGAUCACUUGGAAAAUGUCAUCAAGCAGCACAUACAAGAAGCUCCACCAAAGCUGGAAGAAAAUCCUGCAGAAGCUUUCACUGACUCAUCCCUCUUCGCUCACUGGGGCCAGGACCUCAGUCCUGAAAACAGACGCAUUGCCCUUAAACAAUUCCAGUAUUAUGGCUACAAUGCUUACUUGAGUGAUCGCCUACCAUUGGAUAGGCCACUACCUGACCUGAGGCCCAAUGGGUGCAGAAACCUCACAUUUCCCAACAGCCUUCCUGAGGUCAGCAUUGUUUUCAUAUUUGUUAACGAAGCCCUCUCAGUGAUUCUGCGCUCCAUUCAUUCUGCUAUUGACCGGACUCCUCAUCACCUGCUCAAAGAAAUUAUCUUAGUGGAUGAUAACAGUAAUAAUGAAGAACUCAAGGAGAAACUAAAGGAGUAUGUUGACGAGGUGAAUAUGCGGAAGCCUGGAUUCAUCAAGGUGGUCCGACACAGCAAGCAAGAGGGGCUGAUCCGGUCUCGAGUUAGCGGAUGGAGAGCAGCCACAGCACCAGUCGUUGCGCUCUUUGAUGCUCAUGUGGAAUUCAGCGUGGGAUGGGCUGAACCAGUGCUCACGAGGAUAAAGGAAAACAGAAAAAGGGUCAUUUCUCCAUCAUUUGAUAACAUCAAAUAUGAUAAUUUUGAAAUAGAGGAAUACCCCCUAUCUGCGCAGGGAUUUGACUGGGAACUGUGGUGUCGAUAUCUGAAUCCUCCAAAAUCAUGGUGGAAGCUGGAAAACUCAACUGCUCCGAUAAGAAGCCCUGCACUGAUUGGAUGCUUCAUAGUAGACAGGGAGUACUUCCAAGAGAUUGGCUUACUAGAUGAAGGCAUGGAGGUCUAUGGAGGAGAGAACGUGGAGCUUGGGAUCAGGGUAUGGCAAUGUGGAGGUACUGUUGAGGUGCUGCCUUGCUCCAGGAUUGCCCAUAUUGAAAGAGCCCAUAAGCCGUACACAGAAGACCUCACUGCUCAUGUCCGAAGGAAUGCUCUAAGAGUGGCCGAAGUCUGGAUGGAUGAAUUUAAAAGCCAUGUUUACAUGGCAUGGAAUAUACCCCAAGAGGAUUCUGGAAUUGACAUUGGUGAUAUUUCUGAGAGGAAGGCCCUGAGGAAAAAACUGCAGUGCAAGACCUUUAGGUGGUAUCUCGUCAGUGUGUAUCCAGAAAUGAGAAUGUACUCAGACACGAUCGCCUAUGGGGUGCUGCAGAAUUCCCUGAAAAGUGAUUUGUGCCUUGAUCAGGGGCCAGACACAGAAAAUAUUCCAAUCAUGUAUAUCUGCCAUGGAAUGACACCACAGGACCCUAUGCAUUUCAAAGUGCACCGAUAUGCUGACUAGAGAGCUUCUUAUAGCUGAUUACCACAAGGCCAGUGCAUGUAUCCUACAAGGAGAAGAGUCACAGUAAAAUAAAUAAAUAAAAAAAAUGUGCAUAAGCACACUCCAGAAAAAUCAUUAUAGGGUAAUAGCAUAAGAUGCACCGGACCAAGAGAAGAAUUCAGGGCUUGUCAUGCAUUUCAGUACUUUGGUUUUCACAGAGCAUUCAUAUAUUUGAUAGAUUUAAUAGCAAAUAAGUCAGGGGUAGAAUGCAUUUUAAUAAAGGAUGUGUUUGUGGACUUAAAUAGAACCCUUAGAAAUAUGUAUGAGGAUGAAUUCAUAUGAUCAUAAAAAACAAGUUAAAAAUGGAAAAGACCCAUUAGGUCAUUAGGCCAUCUGCUUGACAAUUCAGGAUUUUUCCCUAAGCUACUAGUAUUUGUUCCUAUAUUUUCUCCAUUCUAGUUUUAAAUAUUCCAGGCUAAAGAGCUUCCUCUAUUUCCCUCGGGGGACUAUUCUACAGCCUGUCAGGAAGUUUUCCCUGAUAUGCAGCCUAAAUUUUUCCUUUCUUCUCAUUACUUCUAGCUAUAGCCUCUUUUUCCAUCAUGAAUAAUUUCUUGCUCUGUGCUAACCCCUUUCAAAUCUUUGAAGACUCUGAUCUAGUUCCCCUUUUACUCAUCACUUAGUCAAGCUAUUUGACACCAGCUCUUGAAAUUGCAUAGCUGUGGAAUGUGUAAAUGGCUACUCUUUUCUUUUAGCAUGAUUCACACACAUGGGAUGAUUACACUCUUUGAAAAGGGAAUUGUGAAGUUAAAAUAUAAGAGUGCAUAGCACUGUUUUGUGGCCAGUGGCAAGUAUGUCAAACAUCCCUUUGUAAUUAAUAAUGCUUUCAAAAGUGCCAAAGAACUGCUCUCAGACUGCAUAAUGGAAUAACCAGAGAUUGUUCUCACUGCACAAAACAACAGCUGUUUUUAAGAGGCAUUAGAAUUAAUAAUGAGUGAGCCUAAAAUGUUUGAGGUUAACCAAACUUUCACCAACUCCCUUCACAUGAUUGCUGUACUACUUAUAAAGAAUUAAUAUGUAUUAUUAGCCCUUCCAUACAAGAAUCUCAGAGUACGUGAAUGAAUGAAUAAAUAUGCCUGUGAGUAUAUUAUUGUCACCAUUAUACAGAUAGGAAAACUGAGGCACAGUUUUUCUGUGGUCAUGCAGUGAGGCAGUGGUGGAAUGGAGAAUAGAAUUCAGAGAAUCUUGACUCUUAGUCCCCUGUUCUGUCCACUAACAAGAGCUACCAGGCCAACAUGACCAUCUCCACCCAAUUUCUACUACGUGUGACCCAUAUCUUGUCUUCUGUUAUUCAGCCUUUGCAACUGGCCAAUUUGUCAUUUGUCCCAGCCUCUAGCUCUCUCCAUCCCACCAGGACUCCUAGUCUUUGCUUCCUGUCUUUAUUUUCAGCUUAGUAUUUUGAGGCCAAAUUCUCUGUUGGUGUAAAUUGCUAUAGCUCCAUUAAGUUCAACAGAACUGCACUAAUUUGCAGCAGCAGAGAAUUUGGCUCAUAAUUGUUUUUUAAAAUAGAAACAAUGGAGAAAAGGAGAAAAAAUGCACACUUACAUAUGCAGAGCAGGAUAUGUUACAAUGAAGAAAGGUGAAAAUUGGCUUUUUACGUACAUAUGUGAUUUAAAUGCACAUGUUUAAAGUUGUCAUAAACUUUGCGAGUGGGUAUGGGAGUUGGUGUGUACUUUAUACAACACAAAAUACUCAGUAACUUCUCAUUCUUUUCAAUCAAUGUAAUUAUUCAUUGGACUCCAGAUGAAAAUGUUCCUUUCUGUUAUGUUUGGAAGCAUAAAUCCUACCCAGUUUGUUCUUCCUAACAAUGGAAUGUAUCCAGAGGCAAAGAGUUUUUUCAGCUUUGUAAAAUAAUUUUGUGGCUAUUAUCCAAGUAUCUAUAAAUAUUUAUGUUCCCACCAAUUUGCUCCUUUGAAUAUUAAUAAAGGCAUAGUCCUAGUUGGACUCCUCCAACUGUACAUUCAUUUUUUCUACACCAUGGGGCUUCAUAAGUUCCCAGAAUGUGGGAUGAAGU